Molecule: messenger RNA, 3753 nt
Organism: Formica exsecta
Lineage: Eukaryota; Metazoa; Arthropoda; Insecta; Hymenoptera; Formicidae
Gene: Gga
Product: ADP-ribosylation factor-binding protein GGA3
Exons: 12
Coding region: 444-2492 (682 amino acids)
Biological process (GO): intracellular protein transport; vesicle-mediated transport
Cellular component (GO): trans-Golgi network
Molecular function (GO): small GTPase binding; ubiquitin binding; phosphatidylinositol binding
Source: RefSeq, a predicted model, not a curated record
AUAUAAAUGCGAUGGCGUUGCUGUAGGCUGCAGGGUUUUACGAAAGACGGUGGCGUGGCUCCUCUCAAUUGUCAAACUCCUAUUUGAUCCAUCUGAUCUUCUCACAGUCGGUGAUGCCAACCCAAAUCGCAUGAAGUGAUGUUAGAAGUUAGAUGAUAGCGUAUAGCACAGUGUAAGCAGGAUAAAAAUCUGUGAAGACAAUACAGAGUGACACAGAGUGACAGAGCCAGGAGUCAGGAUGGCUCCUGUGGCAGAAACAGCUGUUCUAUGCUGAGGAGCUUCAUAAAGCGAGUAAAUAAUAAAUUAGACACAAAGCAACGAAAACCGAUGUUUUGUAUUAAAAAAUUGGAAUUUUUUACAUAAGAUGCUAAAGGUGUCAUUUUAAUCACUGUAGAAGUAUCGACAAGAAUUAUAUGCAGCGAUAAGUGAUUACUAUUAUAAACAUGGAUGUGGUGACUACUAGCUUAGAAGCUCUCAUACAGAGGGCUACAAAUUCACAAAAUCAGAAGCCAGACAUAGCAGCGAUUGAAGCAUUCUGCGUGAUGCUUACCAAAGAAUCGGAAGGUAUACAAAUAGGCACAAAGUUAUUGGCAACACAUAUCCAAUCACUUAACGAGUCAGAAGCACUCCAAGCACUUUCAUUACUAGAUACUUGUAUGAAAAGAUGCGGCCCGUUAUUUCAUGCCGAAAUCGGAAAAUUCCGCUUUCUCAAUGAGAUGAUAAAACUCGUCUCGCCGAAAUAUUUAGGCACUCGCACAACAGCAAGCGUACGGCAAAAAGUAUUGCAAUUACUUUACACAUGGAUUAGAGAAUAUCCUCGCGAGUCGAAAAUUAAGGAGGCCUAUGAGAUGCUUAAGAAACAAGGAGUCAUUGAGGAAGAUGCAGCAUUUAUAAUGGCUAACAGUGAGGAAAGUCAAAAAUCAUCUAAGAUAAAGAACAAUAUAUUUGAAAAUGAAGAGAUGUCAAGGCAUUUGCGCAAGUUACUUCAUAGCAAGGAUCCUUAUGAUCUGCAAACUGCAAACCGAUUAAUCAAGGUUAUGGUGAAAGAGGAUGAGGAAAGACUGCAAUUAAACUCGCGAAGGAAUAUGGAAUUAGAAUCAGUGCACAACAAUGUGAAACUCUUAUCAGAAAUGCUGGAUUCAUACAAUCAGAACGAAACCAGCACAGAGGAUCUUGAAUUGAUGAAGGAGUUACAUCAAGCGUGCGAGCGGUUGAAACCUAUUUUGUUGCGGCUCGCUAGCGAGACUCAGGGUGAUGUUGAAAUGCUUGCUGAUGUGCUAACUGCGAGCGAUGAGUUGAAUCAAGUUUUCGAGAAAUAUACAUCCGUUAUUGUUCUCGGGCAAUCUCCCAAAUCUUACGCGACAGAAUCUUCUAAACCAAGCUUUAAUAAUGGAUCAUCUCUCCUGGACUUAUCGUCUCCCACUGAGAGUGUUCCCUGCGAGAGCACGACACAGAGCACGACACAGAGCACGACACAGAGCACAACGUCGACAAAUCAUCGCUCGGAUAUGGACAUGUUGGGAGAUAUCUUCAGUGUGUUAGAGAAACCAGUCAAAUCGGACACAAAUUUCUUGAUGCCGAAUGCCAUCAUGCAACCAAUCAGUAUUUCACCUAUGAACAAGAAAAAUGAAGUUACCAACACUGGCGAGGAAAAGAUAGAUAGUAAAGCGAAAGCAUUGGAAGAGUUAAAUGAAUUGGGAGAAACUUUACUUAAGCAAAGCUUGUCGGGUACGAUUGCUCGUUCGUCACAAGGCAAAGUCAAUAGUAAUAUUAUAAAAACUCAAAGUACCAGUGAUUCUGUUCGGAAACAAAAUUGGUCUCAUGAAUCUAGCAAUAAUAUAUCGCAACACAUCACGACAGAACAACCAGAUACAAAUAAAUGCGAGUCAAAUAGUAAUUUUGACAUUUCGACAUCUUCAAAUUCGUCAAAAAUUAACGUGACCGCUGAUCUGUCGUGCAACAAAAGUAUUAAUUCCGAAAAUGCAGAAACGGAAAUACAGCAGCAAGCAGAAGUGACGCAAUUGCUUAACGGCGCGUCAACGAUAGCAGAUGCUGAGCCUGGAAUCAAACCAUUGACUGAUAUCACUGUCAAUCUUGAAGAUAUUCAAUCAUAUUUUACAGGUAUAAAUCCGCCUCUAACAGUAAUCGAGGAAAGAAAUGGUAUAAGUGUGGUGCUCCACUUUACUCAGGACAGUCCUAGACCAGAUGUAUCUGUAGUAGUAAUUACUACGAUGAGCAAAAACGCAAAACCACUUAAUAAUUAUUUAUUUCAAGCAGUUGUGCCCAAGAAAUGCAAGUGCAGGCUGCAACCACCUUCCGGAACAAAUUUGCCAGCACAUAAUCCAUUCCUUCCACCAUCCGCAAUCACACAAAUUAUGCUGAUUGCAAAUCCUUUCAAGGAGCCCAUAUAUCUAAAGUUUAUGUUAAGUUACACGAUGGACGAUGAAACAUUUACAGAAAUGGGUGAAGUAGACAGAUUGCCUCAUCUAUGAUCCAGUGCAUCUAUGAUAUGACUUUGAUGCAAUGUUGCACUCGUCGUGUUCUCGGUAAGCCGAGAAUAAUAUAAGAAAUAUUCCAAUUACCGCGAUCCAAUUAUUCAAGAAUAUGUGCAGUCGAAUUGUUAGACAUUCUUUACAUUUUAAUCUUAGAAUGCGGAAUUGAAACCACCAUAUUCUUAACUCAUUAGAGACAAACGACCAUUUUGUUUUUAAAUCUGAACCUUAUUCUAAUGGCACAUUGCAUAAAAUAAAAAUAUUGUUUUGAUCAUAAGCACAACAUUUUCAUUCUACACAUUUCUCGUUAAAUAGCAAAUAUGAAAUAGCUUGGGAAUUAAAAAAGCUGAAUUGAUUGAGAAUGAAAGUGUUACAAAUAUAGAAAUUUGAUCGUAACAAUCUGAAUAGAUUCAUUUGAAGAUGAUCUCAUAAUUCUACAUGGCCACUAUUUCAAAUAGAAAUAAAGAAGAAAAAAGUAAAAGGCCAAAAGUGUAGUAAAUCUUACACAAAAAGAGCUAUAUUUAUAGGGAACAGUUUCUCAUGAUAUGUCAAAACUAUUAUAGAUGAAAACAAUGAAAUAAGACCAGAUUGUAAGUGGGAUCAUAUAAGUUGCAAAUAAUGGUGUUAUUUGGAUAAUUUAUUACAGUUUUUAUUGAAAGAUAUAAUAAUGAUUUAAUCGAUUUCUGUUAUUUUAAGGUCAUUGAGAUCGAGCCUUUCCUCUAUUUUAAGAUUUCUAAAUAGUCCCUCUUCUUAUUAUAAUGGCAUUUAUUAUAAUAUUAGAAUAAAAAUGCCGUUACGUGUUUCACUCAUUUUAAUAUGUGAGCACUUCACAAAUAUGAAUAGUGGCAGAGCAGAGUGUAUGAAGAGAACCCCAAUAUAAGAAAAGUUUAAAGAGAGACAGCUGACUUAGAAUAAAGGAAAACCUAGAAUAGAGGAAAUCGAUUAUAUAACAAUGAUCAUAUUUCUUGGCGACUCGGAUUUAAGAAAAGCUAUCUUAUUGCAUGAAUGUUGUAAAAAAACUGUUUAAUAAAAUGCAAUCAGGAGUAGGGGAGAUGGAGUAUUUGUGAUGUUCAUUAUACUGCAAAAUAAUAUAUAAAAUAUUUUCUCUCUUUCUCUCACAUACAUCUCACGUACAUAAGAUCAUUUUACAUAUUCUAUUCAUAUAUAGUCUAUAAUAGAGUAUAAAUAUGACAAAGCGAAACAUCGAACACGAAUUAUGCAUUCUAAGAUUAAAUUAAUGAAAUAAAUAUUCAAUUAAAAA